Molecule: messenger RNA, 1461 nt
Organism: Adineta ricciae
Lineage: Eukaryota; Metazoa; Rotifera; Eurotatoria; Adinetida; Adinetidae
Source: the annotation of a GenBank genome assembly
AUGAAUUCGGAUAACUUUUUUGUGAUUAGCACGCAACGUGAAAAUGAAGGCAUCAUUUUCAAAGAUUAUCAUUUUGGAUUGAAACGAAGAAACAUGGAUGGGAGCAAAAUGUGGGUCUGUACAAAGAAAUCAUGCAAAGCUUCGAUCAAAACACAAGAAUCUUCCAUUAUCAAAAUGAAAUAUAUUAACCCAGAUGGAACCCAUGAUUAUGAACAUCCACCAAAAAUGUCUUUCAAUGUAUAUGAAUGUAUUCAAUCUAUCAAACAAAGAAUCGAUAAAGAACCAACAGCACCAGUUUCUAUGUUAUACGAUGAGCAAGUGAAAAAGUUCAGACGUGACUAUGGUAAUGCCGGUGCAAUUCCUGUAUUUGAUCGUGUGAAAUCUUCUUUAUAUGAAUAUCGUUCGUCGAAGCAACCAACAAUUCCAAAAACAUUAUCAUCGAUCGUUGUGCCUUACUCGCUUACUCGAACUUUAACUGAUGAAAAUUUCUUAUUCUGUAGUAAUGUUCAAUCAAUAUUUGGGUUUUCUUCACUUACUAGUCUUCAAUUACUUGGUUCAAAUCAACAUUGGAAUAGUGAUGGAACUUUUAGAACCGCUCCUCGAUUAUUUUAUCAAAGUUACAGAAUACAUAUAUGGGAUGAUUUCAGCAUGAAACCUGUAGUUUAUGCUGCCUUACCUAACAAGAACUUCGACACUUACGAUAGCUUAUUGGUUGAAUUGAUUAUUUAUGCUCAAAACAAUCAAAUCACCCUCGCUCCACAGUCAAUAUUAAUCGAUUUUGAGAUGGCGGCUUACAAAGCAUUUUUGAAAAACUUUCCAAUGGCAAAUAUAAAAGGAUGCCAAUUCCAUUUUGGCCAGAAUAUCUGGCGACAGAUAAAGAAGAAAGGUUUAAUUCCUUACUCUAAGGGUGAUGAAGCACGUCGUCAAAUAGCAAACAUAUUAUCCUUGCCUUUAUUACCACCUCAAAAAAUUCAGAUAGCAUUUUGCGAUAUUAUUGAAGAACUUAGUGGUGUCAAUGCUCGUUUCCUCAAGUUAACAGACUAUAUUCUUCGAACAUACAUUGACAAUGCAAUUUUUCCUUCUUCAUUCUGGAAUGUUUUUGAUCUUAUUGGCAUUCGACCAAGAACUAAUAACCACGUAGAAGGUUACCACGGACAAUUGAAUUGUCAUUGUUCAACUCAUCCAAAUUUAUGGGCGUGGAUAAGAUUUAUACAGGAGCUGGAAGAAUCAACGAUGGUUCGAGUAGACCAAGAACAAGCUCAACAACGGACAACACGUCGUAGAAAAGCAAAAACAGUAAUCAAUGAGAAUCUUCUAAUUCAAGCGAAACAGGAAUAUUUGGAUGGUAUCUUGGAUCUAACUGGUUAUCAGAAGCGAUUACGCAUUCUCUCUUAUCGAUAUAUCCAGGUGUUUGAUGCUAAUGAAAAAGACGAUCUUGAUUAUGAACCAAAGGACAAUUAA